AUGUUGGUUUUGUUGAUUAUCUCUAACUAUCAAAUACUUCAGAAUAUCGUCAUACCCGAACCAACUAUAUAUAUCACGGAAACCCGCGAGAGAAAGCCAUAUAUCAAGGCUGUAAAAGGGAACAAGGAAGCUGGGAUAAUUGUCGAGAAGAGCUACAUUACCAGCAAGCAGCUCCCAGCAGCCAUGGAAAGCCCUGGUGUUGCGCGACCUAACGCAGCGGUAUCUUUGGGAAACCUUGAGGGCGACCUUGAAUGGGCCAGGAAAUGUGACGGUUUAGGCGAGGCUGGUCAUUGCAAGGUCUUCCACGUUGGUGCUUCUACUCGGGGCAAGUUCAUCACAGUCUUCAAAAUCUCCGAGGAUCUUAUCGAUUACCUCUGCCUGGCCACUCACAUGUAG
Penicillium psychrosexuale is the source of this 396-nucleotide messenger RNA. RefSeq lists its product as uncharacterized. The record is from RefSeq and is a predicted model, not a curated record. The coding region runs from base 1 to 396 and encodes 131 amino acids. The transcript has 2 exons. Lineage: Eukaryota; Fungi; Ascomycota; Eurotiomycetes; Eurotiales; Aspergillaceae.